UUUUUAGUUAUUGAAGAAAAGUUAAAAAUCUGAUUAAUUUUAUAAUGUGGCAAGUCAAGGCAAUUAAUGAGAUCAGCUGUCCACUUAAUAUAUAUGAAUAAUAACUAGUGGAAUUAUACACAUAUGUGUAAUCAAGAUUAAUCAUAAGCAAUCGCAAAGUGAGGACAUCUGAACGCAAGUCGUCGGAGCCGCCUCAUUUGAAUAGCAUAAAAAGAGAAAAAACAAAUUGCGUAAAUAAUACGAAGACUCUGUUAUACUGGAGCAAAACGGAGAAAGUACUAGGGGUGCAGAGUCCCCCGACGCCAACCAAGAAAAUCGAGCGACGUGUUGGUGGACUCCGUGGACUGCUAUGGGUUGCUUUGGCUCUCCAACUUCAAAACAGUCUGAUGUCAACUCGGAGGAUUCGAAAAGUCAAAAGCGAAGAAGCGAUGCCAUAUCCAGGCAAUUGCAGAAAGAUAAACAGCUUUACAGGGCAACGCACAGGUUGCUCUUGCUGGGAGCGGGUGAGUCCGGUAAAUCAACUAUAGUCAAACAAAUGCGGAUAUUGCACGUCGAUGGAUUUUCUGAACAAGAGAAAAAACAGAAAAUUGAUGAUAUUAAAAAAAAUAUUCGUGAUGCUAUAUUGACUAUUACUGGAGCCAUGAGCACACUAAAUCCACCUGUAGCUUUAGAAAAGAAAGAAAAUGAACCCAGGGUGGAAUACAUUCAGGAUUACGCCUCUAGUCCUGACUUCAACUAUCCUCCAGAAUUUUAUGAACACACAGAAGAACUAUGGAAAGACAAAGGGGUCCUUCAAACCUAUGAGAGGUCAAAUGAAUAUCAAUUAAUUGACUGCGCAAAAUACUUUUUGGACCGAGUUAGCACAAUUAAGAAUCCAAAUUAUACCCCCAAUGAACAAGAUAUUCUUCGGUGCCGUGUUUUGACUUCUGGAAUAUUUGAAACAAGAUUUCAAGUGGACAAAGUUAAUUUUCAUAUGUUCGAUGUGGGAGGACAGCGCGACGAGCGUCGGAAGUGGAUUCAAUGUUUCAAUGAUGUAACUGCUAUAAUCUUUGUAACGGCAUGCUCAAGUUAUAAUAUGGUUUUGCGUGAGGAUCCCACUCAAAAUCGGCUUCGUGAAUCCUUAGACUUAUUUAAGAGUAUUUGGAAUAACAGAUGGCUACGCACAAUUUCUAUUAUACUUUUUCUAAAUAAGCAAGAUUUGUUAGCAGAGAAAAUUAAGGCUGGAAAAAGUAAAUUGUCGGAAUAUUUUUCCGAGUUUAACAAAUAUCAAACGCCAAGUGACGCAAUAAUGGAAUCUAACGAUGACCCAGAAGUAAUAAGAGCAAAAUAUUUUAUACGUGACGAGUUUCUGCGUAUAUCGACAGCAAGUGGAGACGGUAAACACUAUUGUUACCCACAUUUUACAUGCGCCGUUGACACAGAAAACAUAAAGCGAGUUUUUAAUGAUUGUAGGGACAUAAUUCAAAGGAUGCACCUUCGUCAAUAUGAAUUGUUAUAGGUUAUCCCUAUCGCCGUAAUUCAAAAAAUAAAGUGAAGAAUAUAUUAUUGAAUUACUGUUUUAAAUAUAAUUAUCAAAUGUAAUUUGUAUUUAAAUAGUCCCUUGAAAAAAAAUAAAAGCGCUGCAUUUAGAUCUGGUAUGACCUUUCACAAAACUCAACAUUAAAGAAGAAUAAAUAAACAUGUUAUUAACAA
Drosophila hydei is the source of this 1692-nucleotide messenger RNA. RefSeq names its product guanine nucleotide-binding protein G(s) subunit alpha (gene Galphas). Gene Ontology annotation, molecular function: G-protein beta/gamma-subunit complex binding; GTP binding; G protein-coupled receptor binding. Gene Ontology annotation, biological process: adenylate cyclase-activating dopamine receptor signaling pathway; sensory perception of chemical stimulus. NCBI's taxonomy places the organism in Eukaryota, Metazoa, Arthropoda, Insecta, Diptera, Drosophilidae. The transcript has 9 exons. Bases 350 to 1498 code for a protein of 382 amino acids. The record is from RefSeq and is a predicted model, not a curated record. Gene Ontology annotation, cellular component: heterotrimeric G-protein complex.